This is a messenger RNA of Rotaria socialis, 1338 nucleotides long. The record is from the annotation of a GenBank genome assembly. NCBI's taxonomy places the organism in Eukaryota, Metazoa, Rotifera, Eurotatoria, Philodinida, Philodinidae.
AUGGAGCAUCAAAUCAUUUCUUUCUGUCGACGUCAUCAUUUUCAAGAAAAACCAUUGGAAAUUGAUCCACAUAUAUCCGCAUUGACAUUCUAUGAUUUGCACCAGAAAAACGUUACUAGUGCUCAAUUAUAUUCAUGGUCAGCUCAUAUAGAUCUCAUCGAAGAAUAUGAAGCAUUUCGUCAAAAUUUUUCUGAUCACCGCAUUACCGGAUCAUCGAUGAUGUUUUACAACUGCUCAUCGAAAAAUAAAUUUGGUCGAUUCUGGCAAUCCUCCUUCGAUUCCAAGAACUCAUUCAAUCGUAUUGCCAAAGAAGUGUUAAUAAAAACUCAUUCGGUUUCAUCAAGCACUACUUGUUUUCUGCAUUUGAAUUGUACGCAUGAUGAACUAUCAUGGUGUUUGGAUUGGCGCGAAAUACGUGAUGGAAAAGUUGACUGUUGGCCUAUUCCUGUUGAUGAACAAAAUUGUGAACAGCUGGAAGAAAAUGAAUGUGGGCCAAACGAAUAUAGAUGCUUUAAUGGUCAAUGUAUUCCAGAAAUAUUCCUAGCAGAUAAUGUCUUUACUCCUGAUUGUAUAGACAGAACAGAUGAAGACUUUUUUCAAACCACACAGUAUCCACAAAACUGCAAAAAGGGUGAUCCAGCAUUUCGAUGUACGGAAAUCACGUAUUCUCAUUGGGUAACCAGCGGUCAAUAUUGUUGUGAGUUCUCAUGUGGUUUCGAUUCUUGCCGCGCAUAUGUUCUUGAAGCAUUUGAGCGAGGUCUCUUAUCAUACAGUGCUAAUACUCAUCUUACACAAAAAUGUUGGGCUACUAUGAUCUGUCUUGUUCAAGUAACACAACGAAUUUCUUUUAAUGAUGACAGUUAUACACAUUUAUUCAAUGGCAUUUGUGAAAAUGUUUGCUCAGAGCAACACCAACCAUGUCGUGCGAAAAUGAUUGAACAUUGUCCCCCGUUAUUUGAAUUCCCUGCAAAGGCUCUUGGAUGGCAUCAACUACAUUUUGUUUAUUCUUGGAAUCGAACAAAUGGAAGUACAAUGCCUCAUUCACCAGAUUAUAUCUGUUAUAAUGAAGAAGAUUGUUCGAUUUCUCAACCUGUUACUAAAUUUAGAGCAUUAAGUAAACCUUCUGUCAUUCUUGCUUGCGAACUUCCUGAUGUCCAGAAAUCUAGAAUAAAUUGGGUUUUAGAAGCAGCUUUUUUUCGAAGACAACUGAAUAUGCAAUGUUCCCUAAAAACCAACAGAAAAGACAAUUACUGUUCUGGAGCCAAUCAAUUUCAAUGUAGUAAAAAAUGUAUUUCGACACAUCGUCUAAUGAAUCGUCAGGCCAUAAACAUUGCUUAA